This is a messenger RNA of Aspergillus ochraceoroseus IBT 24754, 1319 nucleotides long. RefSeq lists its product as uncharacterized. The record is from RefSeq and is a predicted model, not a curated record. The coding region runs from base 44 to 1030 and encodes 328 amino acids. NCBI's taxonomy places the organism in Eukaryota, Fungi, Ascomycota, Eurotiomycetes, Eurotiales, Aspergillaceae. Gene Ontology annotation, biological process: mitochondrial respiratory chain complex III assembly. Gene Ontology annotation, cellular component: mitochondrion. The transcript is spliced from 3 exons.
UUAGCAACUAAGAUCGGUCUAAUAAUAUACGCUUCAAAAAAAAAUGCCUUCCAAAAAUUUACGCAGCCUCUGGCCCCGAGAGCUCCAGAGCCAAUGCGCUAAGCUUCAGGUUCAACAUCUUAGCCGUCCCCUGGCCUCAUUCACAUCCUCGCAGCGCUCAAUAUGCACUCGCCCCCUUCAUUCGCAACUCUCCCUCGCCCUCUCAGAUCUCCCGAGCUCUUCCUUUCUCCGACAACGAACCGCAACAACAGUAACAGCCACUGCCCCGUUUGCCAGCAGCGUCAAUGGCCAGCAGAGUUAUAGGUCUGCUUCUAGGCUUGCACGCGCUAUUGCGCCGCGUCCGGGUACCGCCGCUGAGACGUACGUUGCCUACGGAUUGACUCAGAAACUAUUUGAGGCUUGCUCCAGCCAGGGCGAUUACAGGAUACCGCAGCUACAGGAAAAGGGAGCGCAGGUGCCUAAAACCGAGGCCGGAGAGGAUCUCGGUGUUGGUGAGGGUUGGUGGUAUGAAGAACUCGGCCUUGUUCCAACAUUCUCGACAUGGUCCCAGAUUACAUUCUUGCACAUGUACCUGUUGACCGUCCGGCUGCGGGCUCUGCCUACCCAUGAAAGUCUCCAGACUUACUCGCGUCACUUGAUCGACCAUUUCUCGCAUAACGCCGAGCACCGCAUGGAUGUUCUUCAUGGUCUCACAAGCCGCGGUAUCAGGAAUAAGUUCUUGAAGGAUCUAUUUAUCCAAUGGCGUGGUGUGCUUGCUGCGUAUGACGAGGGGUUGAUCAAGGGUGAUGCGGUUCUUGGUGCCGCUGUCUGGAGGAAUCUCUGGAAAGCGAGCUAUACCGGUCCUGAUGGGGAGGAAAUUGAAUGGGAAAAGAUUGCGCGCGUGGUUGCUUAUAUGCGCCGCGUACUCUCGGAACUUUCGCAAGUGGAUGAGGCGGAUUUGAUCUUCCAUUUAGGAACGAGAAAGAGCGGAAAGCCCGGUUUAUUUGCACCUUCACCGGCAGACACAUUGCUGGUUGAAGCUAAGCAAUAAUCUGCGGUAUAAUGUUUGGUUGGUAGGGGAAUAGGCGCUUUUUUUUUGGUUUAGUCUUGUACAGUACAACUUUACCCCAUCUUUAACUCCGCAGUGCGAGAAGAUAGAUAUCAAUUGUAUUAUAUAUGUGGAAACAUGAGUAUGGCACUUGAGUGUUCCGAACUUGAGCCUACAAUAAUCAGACUUGUGAAAUUGUGUUUCCCAAACAGGGAAAGAUACAAUCACAAUUUUGGUUGAAUUGGUAUGACGAGCUAAUCUGAAUAUAUCUAUUUUAAACAGAUCAAGCGUC